AUGUGGAAGUGUUGGGUGUGUGGGCUGGGCGACCAGUUCGGCUUCCGCACCCACUGCCGCGACCCCCACAGCCAUGCGCCACGUGCUGGAGGUGCCUGUUCGGCGGCUCGCGCGGGCGCAAAGCAGCAGGCGGCCUCCCUGGCGGCGAAGCUCAAGGCGGUCGAAGAGCGGGAGAAGGCCCUCCAGGCGAAGGCCAAGGCCCUGGAGGACACUUCCGCCGAGGCAGGAGCUGGGGCGGGCCAGGAGAACGCGCGGCCCUGGACCAAGGGGCCGAGCGAGGCAGAGAAGUGGCUGCGCAAGAAGAAGUGGCUCGCGCUCGCGGACGUGAAGGCGCAGCUGCGGUCAGUUCGCGAGUCGCGGGACCGCACUAAACCCACGACUGCGCAGCUGCGCGAGGCCAACUUCCGCGCCGAGAAGGCGGCGGUCACGCUGGUCGCAGCGGAGGCUGAGGAGCAACGGUGCCAAGCAGCACUGCAGGCGGCGUGCGCCAAGGUGCAGGAGGCCAAGCAGGCUGAGGAGGCGGCUCGCGCGUACCAGGUCGAGGUCCAGGCUCGCGUUGAUGCAGAAUUGCCGAGUCGAGGCGUCGCCAACGACGUGGGCGUGCCCUACGUGCAGCGCGUGCACCUCGCAGGCCGAGUGGGGGCCAGCCUCGAGGAGCUUGGGCUGGCAGCGGGCCUCGCCAAGCUGGCAGCCGACCUGGGGAAGAGGAGGCAUGGCUCGCUGGUGCUGCAGCGGCGCCUGAUAGAGCCACCCAGCCAGACAAUCACAACCGCUAUGUCGAGGUGCUGCAGCAGGCGAACUCACGGCUGGCGAAGAGGCCGCGGCAAGGGUAAUGCGCUGCUCUACGUGGUGCUUCAGGGCCACAGGAUCGGGGUCGCGCCGCCUCCGUGGGCCAAGGAGGUCAGGCAGUUGCUGGACUCCACCCUCUUGUUGCCGUGGGGUGCAGGGGACGAGGUGCGUGAUGACAGAGGUGGCUCCGAGGUUCACCCUUGUGCGCGCGGGGCUGGCGGUGCGAUAUCCAUCCAGGCGGCGGCGCGGAAUCCUGGACGAGAGCCAGUUCAAGUUGAUGGCGCCACGGACACGGACGUGAGCCCCCCCCGCCCCGCAGGAGGCCUAGGCACAGGGGGGCCGUUGACGAUGGUGAAGCCGUACAUCACAGGUGGCGACUUCAACGUAGAGUACGACGAGCUGGUGCAGAGCGACCUCCUGAAGUGUUUCGACGCAGAGGUUGCGAGGCCAGCGGUGGCGACCUGCGCCGCCUCGGGCAGGGCCAUUGACUUCUCCCUGGUCCCGCGCGAGAUGCAGGUUGUCAGUGUGCAGAUGUUGCCAGGAUCGCCCGUGCUUUCCCGCUCGCCUGUCAUCCUGAAGGUCAAGGCACUUGGGGCGCGGCCGCGGUUGCAGGUCGCGCAGGCGCACAAGCUCUUCCCCACGGCGAGGCCGUCGGGCUGCUGCAAGUCAGACCGGGAUGCCACCCGGGUCGAUGUUGGUCAGUCUGUGCAGCGAGUGCUUGACACCGCGCGAGGAGAUGCAGCAGGGGGCGAUAGCAUGAUUGGGCAGCCCACGGCGCUGACGAUGGCCUGGCGCACUUGCCUCGCGGCAGCGGAGCAAGACCAGGUGGGCAUAUUUCAAGUGGAUGACAAUUCUCAGGAGUACGUCGGGGGCGCGCCCGAGCGGCUGCAGGCCAGGGCUGCUCGGGGGCAGGCCCCCGGCGCCGACCGCGCCGCGGGCCUGGCAGGAGCCGCGCUGCGGUAUGCCACGGUUGCAGAGGGCACGGGCGAGCGCACGGCGACGUCGCUUUCAGAGCUCUGGCGCCAGAGAGGCCGCACGCCAAGGGUCACUCCGGCAGAGAGCGCCACCCUUUCACGCGCAAACGAAAGCUGCCACGGGGCGCACCUGGUCGAACCGGAGCUGCGGGUCAGUGCCACCGCUGCGGGCGCGGCCUCUCCAGACGAGGCUGGGGCUAGAAGCUGGCGCAGCAUGCAGAAGGACGAAUGUUCGCAGAUCAAGGGGAAUUGGGAGGGGGCCAUGUGGGAGCGCGCCGUGCCGCCCUUACGGGCAGAGCGGGCGGCGGGCGCGCUCGCCGCCGCCCGGCGCGGAGCUCCCCCGUCGGGCACCCUGGGGAGCUGCGCGGUGCACCCUGGGGAGCUGCGCGGUGCGGCGAGGGGCAAGCGGACCCUGCGCCGAGGGAUGGAGCACCGCGCGUGCAGGAUGGGGCCGUACACGGACACGAAUGCGUGGACGUGCUCGCGGACCACGUACACGUGGUGGCUCUACCGCAAGCUGGCGUGGCAGAUGCCCUGGCACGUGGAGCACCACGCCUGGCCCAACGUGCCCUUCCACAAGCUGGAGAUGGUGCACGGGAUGGUGAAGUCCGCGUGCCAGGCCCAAGGGCUGCGCGCCGCGCCCACCGGGUGCGACCCCGACGGAGGUGUUGGGUACAUCGGGAUCCAGAAGCAGAUGUUCCAGCGCAUGCUAGGCAACAUGGGUGCUACUGCAGCCAAGGCUGCCUGAGUAGAGAGGGCCGUCAAGCGCACGUGAGUCCUACGUUGGUGCCGAAUUAGAAUGUUUAGUUCCCAUGGACUAUACAACAUAGUUCUCAUCAGCGUUGGUACCCACACUCCAAUCAAUACGGUUGCGCGUCGCCGCCAACUUACCGCCAAAUGCGGGUUUUGUUACGCCGUCUUCUCCGAAUGGUAUCCAGAUGGUGGCUACGGAGUUCUUGCCCACUCUCUAGCGACCUGAUUGCAUGUGGCUGCCCCGUAUUCCACAGUUACCAGUGCCCGUUCGAGGUGCCCGCGUGUAUCACUAAGGUGUUCCUUGAUUUCCGCAGGCAUGUGCAAGUCACAUAUGCUUUACUCCAGAUUUCGUAAUACAAG
Molecule: messenger RNA, 2876 nt
Organism: Prorocentrum cordatum
Lineage: Eukaryota; Dinophyceae; Prorocentrales; Prorocentraceae
Source: the annotation of a GenBank genome assembly